GGUUGAUCACGCUAAUAGAUAAACCACCAAACUCAAACGACCUGUACUGGAAAAGAGCUAAACCGGUCAGUCAGUAUAAGGAAAUCCAUGUGUCGGUUAAUGUCGGUGUUGAUGAUGUCUGUAUGUGGGGAAUGAGUGCAGGGCGCUUCCUGCACUGAGUGUGAGUUAGGUACAGUGGUGUGAAUAUGUGGUGACUGUGGGCUCUGAAUGACCGAGUCUCGCGCAGAUCUCCUCCUCCGCCUCCGCGCGCCUGUUUGUGUGUUUGGAUAUCGUGUCUCCUCGCCGCGCCGCACGUGAGCUGAUUGUGUUUAAAAGGCAGAGCGCGCGAGAGCGGCGUGCCCACAGGGGAGCUCGCGCAGUGCAGCGCGGACAGAGUGCGGUGCUGCUCGCGCGCGGAUCACGGGGGGGCUCGCGACGUCCACGCGCACACACCAAGUACACGGACAGCGCUGUGAGACGGUGUGGGGAAGGGGGGGUUUCUUAACGGGGAGAAAUACGGAGAACCCCUUACCCCUUAAGUGUAUGAGUGUGAGUGUGUGUGGAGGACAGCAGCCCUAUUGAAGGGACAGCAGAUGUGAGCGGAGAGCUGCUUCCCGCGCCCGGGCUCGGCGAGCAUGAACAAGUCACCUGUGGAUGAGGCCAGUUUCCUCUCCAGAUACUUCUUCUGGUGGACAAACCCUAUUAUGCGAAAGGGUUUCAGGGAGAAACUGAGGCCAACAGAUGUGUAUCAAACGGCAUCACAAGACACAGCUGAUGUACUUGCAGAACGGCUUGAGAAGGAAUGGGACAGAGAAGUUAUCUCCGCGAAGAAGAAGCCCAGUCUCCUCCGAGCACUUUCCCGAUGCUUUAUUCGGCCCUUUCUGUUCUUUGGAGUUCUCCUCUAUUUGGGGGAAGCCACAAAAUCUGUACAGCCUCAGCUCCUGGGACGAAUAAUUGCUUCAUUCGACCCCUUCCACGAGCCAGAACGAGAGCAGGGCUACUUCCUGGCCUUCGGCCUGGGCCUUCUCUUUAUUGCUCGCUUCCUACUACUGCAGCCAGCCAUGUUUGGGCUGCACCACGUGGGCAUGCAGAUCCGCAUCGCCCUCUUUAGCUUAAUCUACAAAAAGACGCUGAAGCUGUCCAGUCGAGUUUUGGACAAGAUCAGCACAGGACAGCUAGUCAGCUUGAUGUCAGCUAACCUGGGCAAGUUUGAUCAGAGUCUGGGCAUGGCCCACUACGUCUGGAUUUCUCCUUUGCAGUGUAUACUGUGUGUGGGACUAAUCUGGGAGCUUAUUGAUAUUAACAGCCUCUGUGCCCUCGCUGCCAUCUCCUUACUGGGAGUCAUUCAGGCCUGUCUGUCCCAUAAAAUGGGCCCCUACAAAGCAAAAAGGAUACUGCUGACCAACAAGCGUCUAGCUCUGACCUCGGAGAUCAUGGAGAAUCUACACUCAGUGAAAGCCUAUGGCUGGGAGGACAUCAUGGAGACCAUCAUCAAGAACAUCAGACAAGAUGAGGUCAAGCUGACCAGGAAGAUUGGCUCUCUGCGCUACUUUUACAGUGCUGCCUACUUCUUCUCUGCCAUCUGGGUGAUCACUGCAGCAGUGGUGCCCCAAGCCCUCACCACCGGCAUCACUGUGCGGCGCGUCUUCACCACGCUGUCUUACUGCAUGGUGCUGCGCAUGACUGUCACCCGCCAGCUGCCUGCCUCUAUCCAGAUGUGGUAUGAUACCAUUCGGCUCAUCUGGAAAAUUGAGGACUUUCUCAGCAAAGAAGAAUACAAAAUGUUGGCGUAUGACCUCAGCAUCACAGACAUGACUCUAGAAAACGUCACAGCUUCCUGGGAUGAGGGAAUAGGGGAACUAUUUGAGAAGAUUAAACAGGAGAAUAAAGGAAAUGGUUAUCAGAAUGGAGACGGGCUCUUCUUCACCAACCUCUACGUAACACCUGUUCUUAGGAAUAUCAGCUUGCACUUACACAAAGGUGAAAUGUUGGCUGUGGCUGGCUCCACAGGAUCUGGAAAGAGCUCUCUGUUAAUGACAAUCUUGGGUGAGCUGGUCCCCUCCUCUGGAAAAAUCUGCCACAGUGGCCGGGUCUCCUUCUCCUCUCAGACUGCCUGGACGUUGCCUGGCACCAUUCGAGACAACAUCCUGUUUGGUCUGACCUAUGACGAAUUCCGCUAUACCAGUGUGGUCAAAGCAUGUCAGCUAGAGGAGGACCUGGCUACUCUUCCUGAGAAUGACAGAACACUUUUGGCAGAGGGUGGAAUAAACCUCAGUGGCGGUCAGAAGGCACGGGUGGCCCUGGCAAGGGCAGUGUACAGAGAUGCUGAUACCUACCUGCUGGAUGCACCUUUCACUCAUCUGGAUAUCGCAACAGAGAAAGAAAUAUUUGACAAGUGUGUGUGCAGACUCAUGGCCUCCAAGACACGGAUAUUGGUCACCAACAAAAUCGAGCACCUGAAACGGGCCAACAAGAUUCUGCUGCUCCACAACGGCGAGUCUUUCUUCUACGGCACCUUCUCAGAGCUGCAGUCCCAGCGCCCUGACUUCAGCUCCCUGCUGCUCGGCCUGGAGGCCUAUGACAACGUCAAUGCAGAGCGUCGCUGCUCCAUCCUUACUGAGACCCUUCGCAGAAUCUCUGUGGAUGAGAGUUCAGGGAUUCGCCCCGAUCGUUCUUCUUACAGACAGGUGGCUCCACCAGCCUACAAAGAUGAACGUAAAUCAUCUGUGAUCAUCAGUCCGCUUAUGGCUGACCGCAAGUCUUCCUUCACCCCUACUGGACUCGAGGAGGAAGUGAGGCGUCCACUGUCCGACCGCAGAAUCUCUCUAGUGCCUGAGAAUGAGCUGGUGGAUGACUGCUUCAUGGGGAACGAUACAUACCAUAAUCACGGCGUGCACCUGGCAGGCCAGAGGAGACAGUCAGUCCUAGCCUUUAUGACAAAUGCACAGGGCCAGGGUAGACGGGAUCAGCUCCAGUCUUCCUUCCGCCGCCGCCUGUCCAUAGUGCCCCAGAGCGAACUUGCCUCGGAGGUGGACAUCUACGCCCGCCGACUGUCCAAGGACAGCAUGUAUGAUAUUACUGGAGACUUGGAUGAGGAGAACAUUGAGGCGUGCCUUGCAGACGAACAAAUUGAAAACGUCUUUGAAACCACAAAAUGGAACACAUAUGUCCGAUAUGUGACAUCCAACAAAAGUCUAAUUUAUGUUCUAAUCUUUAUUCUCGCCAUCUAUGCUGUAGAGGUGGCAGGAUCUGUUGCUGGGAUUUUUUUGAUAACCGAUGAGGUCUGGAAAGAAGAGAAUCAGAUGUUCGCCCUGAACACCACAAACACUGAAAAAGCCAACGUAUCCCUGGCAAGCUCACAGUAUGCUGUCAUCGUUCGCCCCACCAGCAGCUACUAUAUCAUCUACAUCUAUGUGGCCACUUCAGAGAGCAUAUUAGCUCUGGGCUUUUUCAGAGGGCUUCCCCUGGUCCACACCAUGAUCACCAUCUCCAAGAAACUGCACCAGAAAAUGUUGAGUUCUGUGCUGAGGGCACCUAUGUCCAUUUUGAACACCAUGAAGACAGGUUCUAUCAUGAACAGAUUCACAAAAGACAUGGCCAUCAUAGAUGACAUGUUGCCUCUGCUAAUGUUCGACCUUGUCCAGCUGACCCUGGUGGUGAUUGGAUGCAUUCUGGUGGUGUCCAUCAUGCGGCCCUACAUAUUUCUUGCAGCUACACCCUUGGCCCUCAUCUUUAUUGUGAUGAGGAAGUACUUCUUGCGAACGGGGCAGCAGCUGAAACAAAUGGAGACAGAAGCCCGGAGUCCCAUCUUUUCUCAUCUCAUCAUUUCCCUGAAGGGCCUGUGGACGAUCCGGGCGUUCGACCGGCAGGCGUAUUUUGAAACCCUGUUCCACAAAGCCCUGAAUACUCACACAGCGGUCUGGUUCCUCUACCUCUCCACCUUGCGCUGGUUCCUAUUCCGUGCUGACAUCAUCUACGUCUUCUUCUUCACCCUUGCUGCCUGGAUUGCUGUUGGAACCAACCAGGAUAAACCAGGGGAGAUUGGUAUCAUAGUAGCCCUGGCAAUGCUCAUUCUGGGUACCUUUCAGUGGUGUGUCGUCACCAGCAUUGCAGUGGAUGGAAUGAUGCGGUCUGUGGAGCGUGUCUUCAAGUUCAUCGACUUGCCGUCCGAGGAGCCCAAACCAAAGCUAGGCCAAAGAAACGUCUCAGACCUGGUCAUCGAGAACCCAGACACUUCCAACGAGGCUGCCUGGCCCAGCCACGGUCAGAUGGACGUGCAGAAUUUGACGGUCAAAUACACAGAGUCUGGGCACGCCGUGCUCAAGAACCUCUCCUUCGCCGUGGAGGGUGGACAGAAGGUGGGAAUACUGGGCAGAACAGGUUCUGGGAAGAGCACUCUGCUUAGCGCACUCCUGCGACUGGCCUACACAGAUGGAGAAAUGUCCAUCGAUGGCGUGUCCUUUAACAGCAUGCCCCUGCAGAAGUGGCGCAAGGCUUUUGGUGUGGUGCCUCAGAAAGUUUUUAUCUUCACUGGUUCGUUCCGUAUGAACUUGGACCCCUAUGGUUGCCACAGUGACGAGGAGUUGUGGAGCGUUGUUGAGGAGGUGGGCCUUAAGUCAGUAAUUGAGCAGUUUCCUGAUAAGUUAGACUUUCAGCUGGAGUAUGGGGGCCACGUGCUGAGCUAUGGACACAAGCAGCUGAUGUGUCUGGCCCGGUCUAUCCUCAGCAGGGCUCGUAUCCUGCUGCUUGAUGAACCCAGUGCCCAUCUCGACCCACUGACAGUGAAGGUACUGAAGAAGACGCUGAGGCAGUCCUUCUCCACCUGCACCAUCUUAAUGUGUGAACACAAGGUGGAACCACUGCUCGAGUGCCAGUGUUUCCUGAUGAUGGAGCAGGGUAAAGUGAAGACCUACGACUCGAUCCAGAGACUCCUGAAUGAGACCAGCCAGCUGAAGCAGGCCAUGAGUCCAGCUGAGCGCCUCAAACUCUUCCCCCGGCGCAACUCCAGCAUGCAUGUAGCUCAGCCCAAACUCAGCUCCGUCACACUCACCCUGCAGGAGGAAGCAGAGGACGACAUCCAGGACACUCGCCUCUGAGACCCCUCACCUCCGAGACCCCUAAAGACACUAAACAGAGACUCCUUCAUGAGGUCAGUGAGGGGAGUCGCAUCUCAUUCUGUCCAGGAGGAAGACUUUUCACAUUGUGGACAGAGUUAUUAACGAAGCGGGACUUAUGAACUUGUUUAAGAUGGUGGUACAGUGGACACGUGAAGCAUUGGAACUGUUUUUAUAUAUGCUGUUAAUGUAACUUAUGGUACUUAAGGAUUUUUAGAAGGGGCCACACCAAGACCCUUCAGUUCAGCUGUAAACCUCCCUCUUAACUUAUUGAGCCGAUGUAGGACCACGCGUCUUCCUAUAAUAGCUCUUCUGUAAAUCACAUAACUGGAAAGGCAGUCAUUUUCCUUUUAUUUUUUAUUUAGAUAUUUUAAGAAACUAUGCACAAACUGAAUUUAUGUAAUAAUUGUGUGUUUUUGUUUUGCUUAGGUGUAAAUAGAUGAACAAUGUUUCUGUAAACAUUGGAUAUUUUUAUAUAACAACUACUCUCUCAUUAUUGUUUGUUCAAAGCCAAAGAUGGAUACAGCGCACAACAUUCUGUCCAUUGACUGCAUAUUUCUGCUCCCUGGUUCGUUUUUUUUAAUGGGGAAAAAAAAACAAAACAAAACAAAACAAAAAAAUAAAUCACAGGAUGACGAUGUCCUCAAGAA
Astyanax mexicanus (Mexican tetra) is the source of this 5743-nucleotide messenger RNA. RefSeq names its product CF transmembrane conductance regulator (gene cftr). The coding region runs from base 615 to 5075 and encodes 1486 amino acids. The record is from RefSeq and is a predicted model, not a curated record. The transcript has 27 exons. Gene Ontology annotation, biological process: bicarbonate transport; chloride transmembrane transport. Gene Ontology annotation, molecular function: ABC-type transporter activity; chloride channel activity; ATP binding. Lineage: Eukaryota; Metazoa; Chordata; Actinopteri; Characiformes; Acestrorhamphidae. Gene Ontology annotation, cellular component: plasma membrane; cytosol; apical plasma membrane.